GUUUUCAGAUGCAGUGGUGAAAGAAGAUGAAGUAGAGUAAGACCCGAAGAUUCUUCUACGAAUUCUAUUGGGUCCUGGUUUCCUUGUCGUUGUCGUCUCUGAAGAAAUUUGAAUUUUGAUGAACCAACGACUCUGACCCUGUUUCCGUGUUUUGGAAUGGAUCUGGUCCGGAGGCAGCUCUAGUAACUCAAACUCUGAGAUCAAACGAGAGAGACAGCAUACCAAAAAACAUUACCGGUUACAACUCUUCUAAUUAUGACCUCCAAGAAUGAUCUCUCGCGAGCUCCGCGACCUUCUGGUAAAAUGUGCGCCGCAUUGGAGUGCAAAAAACAUCUUCCAGGCGAGCCGAAAACUCGUCCGGCUAGGUGAGAUUUUGAUUUACUUAUUUUUUCGACAUGCACAUGCUCAUGAUGCAUGCAUCUUGACCUUCAUGUUCGAAGGGAUCAUCAAAUCUUUUAUUUAGGCCAUCAUGAAAAUGAAUUGAACAAACACGACAGGUAUCACCGAGCGCUCCCACCUGGCAUGUUACCUGGGCGGCUCCAACGAGGAUUCGAAAAAAUCGAGAAUAAACCGCGACUUGGAAAAACUGGGCGAGAAGGGACUGUCAAAAAAGACCCUCAACGCCUUGAAGGCGGAACUAGAGGGGCUAGGCAUCGGCGCGUUCGGAGGACAGAAAAAAUCCUUCACGAACAAAAAUCCACCGACCGUUGCGCCCGGGCUGAACGCCGCGCAGGGAGGAGGAGGUGGUGAACGGUUCCAAGGGUAUUUGAGUAAUUGACGAGCAUUUUGGGUUUUGAUGCGCAUGACAAAAUCUCUACUCCUGUUUCUGGAUGUUGCAGAAGAUGCAGAUGAAGUAAACAAGUGCUUGUUGUUGUUCAAUGUUAAACGUUCUUAUCUCACUACCCGUAUUAACUAUCAACACCACGACCAGGUCCGUCUCUCUUCCUGGUACGACAACGCUGCCUCCCGGCGCAACAAGUGCUUCCGCGAACCAAGUCCAAGACUCCUCCAUCCGCGACGCUGUGGAGCACAACAAGCCGCUCCGGUUACCGGUGAUCAAAACCCGGUUCGACGAGAUUAUCGAGGCCGCCCCGAUUCCCCCCAGCUACCUGGCGGAGAGUCUGAAAAACGAGCAGAUCGGCGGUAGUAGUUCCUCCUCCACCCCGGCCGCGGACAAAACUAUGGACAGCAAAUAUGUCUGGAUCUGGAAACCUGUAAUGCUAAAAGUAAAUGAUAAAAGCACUGCAGUACGCAUUUACUUUUACGCAUGACAAAUUAUUUGGCGGCCAUGUGUUACGUAUUCCGCAUGGCAAACUGCGUUUUUGCAUGACAGGCGAGAGGGCCUGUUCGUGCCUAUGCAACACAGAUUCUCGAGUCAUGCCAGACAAGCAUGACAAACUUGCACUCCUCCAGACCCAGACAUAUUUGCAAUUCAUAAAAACGAGGCUGCAGCAAUUGGAGAACCGAAAACGGGCGGCGACGGAGAAUUUCAUCGCGAAUAAGCGGAAGUUGAUCGCUAUCCUGUGCAAAAGUAUCGCGCUCGUAGUAAUUGCAAUCAUGCAUUAGAAAUUUUCUUCUAAAGGCAACUCCGCAUUACAAAUUUUAUUUCUCAUGCUGAGAAAAUUUGUAAUGCAAUUUAUACUACUUCUACUACGAUACUUUUGCAGUUCAUAAUCGUGCAAAAUUCUUUGCGAAACCAGAACGCCAGUCGUGGCGGCGGGGCGAAUUCUUACAACAACUCCUUGCAACUGUCGAUCAACCAACUGCACGAACAACAACAGUUGUCGACCGACGCAGCACUUGGGGCGGGCGGGAACAACGCAAGUAGUAUCUCUCCGCGUUCACCCUCCCGAGGGGCUGCGAGAAGACACAUCCGUGAAGACCUGCCGAAACAGCCGCAAAACGUGUUCCAAACUUACCAAGACGAGUCCGAGAUGCCCAAAGACGCGCUGUCGAUUUUGACCGUCGUGAAGCAGGGCGAGAAGGCGCUGGAGAACCUGCUGAAACACGCGAAGCACACCCAGAUCACGACGAUAGAGGGCAAGCAGAAGCACGACUUCCGAAAACGGAAGAUGCAACCCUUGUCGCCCGAAGAAAAACUGGAGCAGGACGUCGAGAUUUACAAGGGGUUGGACCCCUUGAAGUACCAUAUUGACAGCAAGGAGGAGGAAAACGACUACUCGGACGAUUUCGAGUCCGAAGAACAAUCGCCAGAUGGAGCUGCUGUUGGUAGUUCUCCACCGUCGAGAAGAAAGAAGAAAAAGUCUUCCCGACCGCAAUCGUCCAAGUCCAUACCGCGUACCCCCUCGAGUUUAAGAACGGGCACCAGGCCGGAUUCCUCCGCCUCCAGUGGGAAGAAGAGCUACGCGGUGUACCACCACAGGAGCCCAACGGGAAUCGAACCCGCGCACAGCGGGCCCAGGCCCGCCGGGAUAGGAGCGGACUUCAUGGACGGCGGGGGGAACAAGCUGCACAGCGGUGGAAACAGAGGGAAUGCGAAUGCGAAUAAAAUCGGAGGAGUGGCGGUGGUGCCAGGGUAUACAAUGAAUUAUUGCAAUAUAGUUCCAGCACAAUGGUGUGUAGCGUGAACAUGCAUGUAAUGCACACGAUGUUUUGGUAGAAGUUCAAGUUUUUUUACAGAAACAGAAUCAGAACCAGCACGCCCUUACACUCAUCUAGUGCGAUAGUUCAAUCAAACACUAGGUCCCCAACUACACUAUCCCCCGCCGCCGCCGCAGUUCCGCCGAACCAUCCCUACCCCCCAGACCCCAACAAGCACCAGGAAACCAGCAAGCAAAUCCGCGGCGCCUACCUCCGCACCCGGAAUAAGUCCGGUUCUGGACCCGGCGGAAGUCAGGGACAGCUGCUGCCGCUGCCAACCCACGUGGAUCAACAUCAAACAAGGGAUGCUGGCGGGGGCAUCAAGCCGACCGCUUCGCAGAGUGACCGAAACAUCAAACUAGAUCUGCAGCCGCCACCCAUCCCAGACGAAGACCUGCAUCCGCACUACCAAAAACGCGGGCAGGUAGAGAGUUCCGCCGAGGUUUUGGAUCGGAGAAAAACGGAAAAAUACCGAAAAUGGAUGAAGCAAUACUUGUAGGAUUUUUGUUUACAUCACACAACAAACGAACACGUACCUGCGACUCAACACAAACACGGUUUCUGAUUAUCUCUCUUACUUUUUCGCUCCUCAAUUACACUCCUGUUUCGCUUUGCAAUCAGAACUUCCGGUGAAGGCGGAGUUGCUCGUACUAACUCCAAGUGCGAUAGCAAUGCUGCAUAGUCGGAAAGUUCUUGGUGAUGCCCGCUGUGAAGGGAAACGAACAAGCGGAUUUUUUGAGAAUAGAGUCCGGAACUGAAUGAUGUGGUUUUCUGAAGUACAAAGGUCAAUUAUGCAGCUACGAGGAGCAAAAGGAAUGACUGAUUGAG
Messenger RNA from Amoebophrya sp. A120, 3429 nucleotides. NCBI's taxonomy places the organism in Eukaryota, Dinophyceae, Syndiniales, Amoebophryaceae. The record is from the annotation of a GenBank genome assembly.